AUGAAUGGAGAUAUCAAUCAACGUGUCAAAAACUAUGUUUAUGGUGGUGGACGUUAUCUUGGAUUAUGUGCCGGUGCUUACUAUGCAUCCUCGGAUAUCGCGUUUGAAGUGGGAACACCAAUGGAAGUCAAAGGACCUAGGGAACUUGGAUUCUAUCCUGGUCAAUGUCGCGGUACAAUGUAUCCUGGUUUUGUCUACAAUAGCAACAAAGGUGCACGUGCAGUUCAUAUUCAUAUAGGGAAUCAACAACAAAAUACAAUUGCAAUGUUUUACAAUGGAGGUGGUUUCUUCGUCAAUCCUGAACAAUAUCCUGAAGUGACAGUGGUAGCAACUUAUUCCAAUAACAAAGAUGAUGAUGAAAAAACAACAACAACAACAGCAGCAGCAGCAGCAGCAGUGGUGAUGUGUAAAGUGGGAAAUGGAUUAGCAUUAUUAUCGGCUGUACAUCCUGAAUAUGAUGUGACAACGACACCAGGUUUGGAGGAAGCGGAUAAUAGUGAACAACUGAUUGCAAUACUCAAAGAGAGUCGAGUUUCUUGUCUUGACUUUUUACGAAAACAAUUUAGCUUCUUAGGACUGAACGUUACGCCAAACAACACUAUAUCUGACAUGACAGCGACAUCACUCCAACUCACACCCAUCUAUCUCUGUGGUAUGACUCGUGCAUUGACGGAUACUAUUACUUCAAAUUUACUUGAACUAGCAAAAGGUCGGGUGAUCAAAGAUGCCAGCAAUCAAUUUUAUCUCACUCCUUGGUCUGACAACAACAAUAACGACAAAAACAAUAAGGACGAUGAAGAUAUUCUUUUGAACGACUUGAAUGCCAAAUGGGAAAAACUAUCUGUCUCCAACACUACAGCUGCUUUGGAUAAUACCAAUGAUACAAUUUCACUAAUGAUUCAUCAUCCUUCUUCAACUAUUACUGAACAAGAGAAGGCACAAUAUCCAUCAUCAACUAUGACACCAUUCUUUGACAUUGGCGCUUACUUUUCUUCUCUUAAACAACAUCGAACAAAGGAAUGGGGUGGUGGAAAUUGGUAUCAUUUUGGAAAUGCUAUGCUUUAUUCGGAAGUGAUUACUAGUACACAAACAGUUUUGGACAAAAAUUAUUCAUUUUCUCAAGCAUUUCCUUCUGGUCGAGGUCGAAACUCUUGGGUAUCUCAAUCAGGUGCAUUACAAUUCAGUUUGGAAGUUCGACACAGUCUUCAACUUUCACAUGCACCUGUUGUUUUCAUUCAAUAUAUCAUUGCCCUUGCUGUAGUGGAAAGUAUCCGAAGUCGUCCUGGCUAUGAGCAAGUUCCUUUACGUUUGAAGUGGCCCAAUGAUAUUUAUGCUGAUGUACCAGGUCAAGGUUUGAAAAAAGUUGGUGGAUUAUUAGUGAAUUCUAGUUUUGUAUCAAAUGAAUUUUUGUUGAUAAUUGGAUGUGGUAUCAACUUAUCCAAUAGUCAACCUACCGUAUCCAUCAAUGAUGUGAUAUCGGAACAUAAUCCAUCCUUAGCAAGAUUGACUCCUGAAGAUGUAUUAGCCGGUAUCCUAGUAACCUUUGAACGAUUUUACAAUCAAUUCUGUGAAGAAGGCAUGGGAUCCUGGUUUUUGGAUAUCUACUAUAAGCGAUGGUUACAUAGUGACAAGUUGGUGACUUUGACAACACAUGAUAAUGUACGAGCAAGAAUCAUUGGUAUUACUACCGACUAUGGCAUGUUGGAAGUGGUGAAUGCAGACAAUAGCAAUCAACGAUAUGUUUUACAACCUGAUGGAAAUAGCUUCGAUAUGUUGAAGGGUCUUAUUAUCAAAAAAUCGUAG
This is a messenger RNA of Halteromyces radiatus, 1803 nucleotides long. RefSeq names its product biotin-protein ligase. Lineage: Eukaryota; Fungi; Mucoromycota; Mucoromycetes; Mucorales; Cunninghamellaceae. Gene Ontology annotation, molecular function: biotin--[biotin carboxyl-carrier protein] ligase activity. Gene Ontology annotation, cellular component: cytoplasm. Bases 1 to 1803 code for a protein of 600 amino acids. Gene Ontology annotation, biological process: protein modification process. The transcript is spliced from 5 exons. The record is from RefSeq and is a predicted model, not a curated record.